AUGCUUUCUGAGCUUGCUACCGCUAUUCAGGUAUCCAUCCGUAAGAACUACAACCUUACCAUCGAGUCAGCAACACCGAUCGGCACCGGCGCAAUGAGCACAACCAUGCGGCUUGCGACCAAUCAGGGAACAUUGUUCCUGAAAAUCUAUAAGUCGGCGCGAAAUCAGAAGACUCCUGCACAACUCGACCUUCAACGAAUCGCCUUCACGCACACUGUCCAAGACUUUUUAUAUGAGGAAGGUUUUCCUGUUCCUCGCUUACUGCCGAAUAAUAGCGGAGAAACGUUCAGCGUAUGUAACAGCCCUCUGGAAACAGGGGAAGUAUAUGCCCUCUCUGAAUUCAUUGAGGGAUCUGACUACGAUGUUGCGAAUUCGGAGCAGCUACGUGCAUCGGGGGAAAUGCUUGGACGUUUACACCAGCAGCUGCGCCUAUUUCAACCUCAAAUUCAGCUUGCCGGACCUUCCCUAGAAACCGAACUCUUUAUACAACUGGAAGCACGUUUAGCCCGCCUCCAACUCGUUGCGGAGAAAGAUCCGUCGGCACCGCCCCAAAUUGAUUCAUGGAUUGAUGAGGUUGGGAUUCUCAAAAGUGCAGUCAGUACAGUACACGAUGCGGAAUCCGAACAAGAUGUUGAAGCGGCCGUUGCUUACUACGAAAAGAUGCUUGAUGGCAAAGUUACGGAGCGGGUAGAGGUCCGCGGCUUACCAAUUGUUCGGAUGGAUAUCGGUGGAGAGAAAAUCUUCCUUUCGCCGAAAUUUGGCGAUAUGGAAGUGGAACCGACCAGCGGAAAUCCACGCUGGGGCGUUUAUCAACUGGCGUUUGGGGUAGAAGACCUUGAUGCUACCCUUGCAGAGAUGGAAGCAAAAGGGGCUGAGAUUGAAGACGCUAAACCGUCUGGCUUACCGAUCGCUUUCGUCAAGGGUCCAGAUAACGUACAGAUUGAACUCAUUGAGGGGACAGUCUAG
Molecule: messenger RNA, 966 nt
Organism: Geodia barretti
Lineage: Eukaryota; Metazoa; Porifera; Demospongiae; Tetractinellida; Geodiidae
Source: the annotation of a GenBank genome assembly